AUGGGGACUAUACUUCUGAGUCGUCUAAAUGAUUUCUGGAAAAAAGAUAGACUGUUUUCUAUACCGAUUUUUGCUCAGCAAAUGAGCAGAAUCAGAUUUCUUCUCAUAAUGAGGUAUCUACAUUUUACCUCGGAGAUGGAAAGUGAGGACCCGUUAUUCAAGAUAAGAAGUCUCAUUGAUUAUUUCAACAAUAAAAUGGUUGAAUGCUAUUAUCCGGCAGCACAAUUAACUCUAGAUGAAAGUAUGGUGCUGUGGAGAGGGCGACUGAGCUUUCGUCAAUUUAUAAAAAAUAAACGCCACAAAUACGGCAUCAAACUUUACAUGCUGACAGAACCAGAUGGCUUGAUUUUAAAAUUACGAGUGUAUACAGGUGGUAAAGACUUAGAAGUAGCAGGGAAGGGCCACGCAGAAAAAGUUGUCAUGGAUCUACUUUAUAAAAAAAUAAAUAGUGGUCAUGAGAUAUAUAUGGACAAUUUUUAUAACAGUUUCGGUUUAGCCAAGAAGUUACAUGAUAAGAAGACGUACGGCACGGGCACUCUACGCAAAAAUCUGAAAGGAAAUUCCUUCUGA
Messenger RNA from Melitaea cinxia (Glanville fritillary), 570 nucleotides. RefSeq names its product piggyBac transposable element-derived protein 4-like. The coding region runs from base 1 to 570 and encodes 189 amino acids. NCBI's taxonomy places the organism in Eukaryota, Metazoa, Arthropoda, Insecta, Lepidoptera, Nymphalidae. The transcript has a single exon. The record is from RefSeq and is a predicted model, not a curated record.